Molecule: messenger RNA, 1782 nt
Organism: Capsicum annuum
Lineage: Eukaryota; Viridiplantae; Streptophyta; Magnoliopsida; Solanales; Solanaceae
Product: filamin A-interacting protein 1-like
Exons: 13
Coding region: 129-1244 (371 amino acids)
Source: RefSeq, a predicted model, not a curated record
AAAUGAAAGGAGGGAGCACAAGCAAAAAGGAUGAUCAAUGGAAAUUGAAAACCUGAAGAGAGAUUUUUGGAUAGGCAAAGCAGCGGGGAUCGGUCCUUUCUCUCAGCGUCGGAUUUGAUUUCCCCGGCAUGGAGUCUCGUCACGCAACCCUUGGUCGUCGAACGUUGGAAGAAAUUCGUCAAAAGAGAGCAGCUGAAAGACUAAGCAAAACGUCUUCUGGACCAGAUCUUACCAAAUCUUCAAACACUAAUGAGGUUUUUGGGAUUAAGAAGUCUGAGAGUGCAACUCGCCUAUCAGAGAAUGAUAUCACUGGCUUAGUUUCUCAAUUGAAAGUUGUGCAAAAAAAUAACGCCGAACUAGACGAAGAAAAUAGAGCACUGGCCUCAAAGCUUCAGGCAAAGGAAGUUGAGAACAACAUGGUGCAAAAGCAGCUUAAUGAUCUGGAGCAAAACACCAUACCAUCAUUACGAAAAGCACUCAAGGAUGUUGCCAUGGAAAAGGAUGCAGCAGUUGUUGCACGAGAGGAUCUUUCAGCUCUGCUUCGUACAAUUAAGAAACGUUUGAAGGAAGUAGAAGAGGAACAGUAUCGGGCUGAAGAGGAUGCGGCAGCUCUAAGAGCGGAACUUAACUCAUUACAGCAGCAAGCAAUGACCAGUCCUGUUAGUGGUCUAACUUCAAUGAAUUUUCCGCCAGAUCAUAUGCAUGCUAUGGAGAAGGAGCUAGCAAAUCUGAAGUCUCAAUUAGAGCAAGUGACCCUGUUGAGGCAACAAGAAAAACAACAGUUAACGGAGGAGAAAGCGCAUGUAGCUGCACUAAGUUCUCAGAAGCAGGAUUUGGAAGAGAAGCUUGCUGUCAUGUCCAAAAAGGUCUCAGAUGAAGUCACCGGAGAGGCAUCCCAGACAUUCUCAGAGGAAGACAAGGUGAGGCUUGAAAAGCAAUUACAUGAUAUGGCAGUUGCUAUUGAAAGAUUGGAAAGUAGCCGGCAGAAACUUCUAAUGGAGAUUGAUUCACAAUCCUCAGAGAUAGAGAGGCUAUUCGAGGAAAAUUCUAAUCUUUUGUCCGCUCAUCAAGAAGCUCUAGGGGUGGCAGUGCAGUGGGAGAAUCAGUUGACAGAUUGGAGGAAGGUUUAUGUGCAUCGUUCUCUCAUAAGGUUGGUACCAAAAAGUGUGUAUAAUUGCAAAAGAGUUUCCGGGGAAGAACUAGCCAAUAAAUCCAGCAAUUUGUUAACCCUCAAAACCAAAUAGUCUUGGUGAAUGUGACGAUAAACAUCUCUGGAUUGAAAUCAAAGCACGAAGCCCUAAUAGUACCACUGAGAACAAAAAAGAUGUCUAACCUCUUUAUGUAAGAAAUCAGAACAAUGAAGAGACAUCAUCUUGAGGAAGAUUUUGGGUUGGCUAGCUUCUGCUACUGCAAAUUCGUGAAGUAUUCAAUAGUUUACUCAGUUUGGCUACACGUGAUUUCCUACUCCUGAAGCAUAAGCUGUGCUUUAGCAAAAAGCUUAUAUAGAGCAGCGGUCCUAUAUAUCUAACUUCUGAUCUUAGAUGCAAUCAGUUGGUUGAAUACAUUUCUUUCUUUGGUGUACGGGAUAAUUUUAUCAAAUCAUAAUGUAAUUUAUUACACCCUUGGUAAUGUAGCUCCAACGUCCCAAACGUGUCUUUCUGGUCAAAGGCAUUAUUUUUGAAGGACUCCCAUGCAGGUCAAAGAUUGUCUCAAGCAAAAUGAGGAGCUUCGUUUUGUGUUAGAUAAGUUGAGGAACGACCAAGCUGCUAUAGAAACUGCAAA